Molecule: messenger RNA, 3390 nt
Organism: Cladophialophora immunda
Lineage: Eukaryota; Fungi; Ascomycota; Eurotiomycetes; Chaetothyriales; Herpotrichiellaceae
Exons: 1
Coding region: 5-3112 (1035 amino acids)
Biological process (GO): chromatin remodeling
Cellular component (GO): nucleus
Molecular function (GO): histone H3K9 demethylase activity; histone H3K36 demethylase activity; protein binding
Source: RefSeq, a predicted model, not a curated record
CAUCAUGUCGGAUGUCGCGCUGAAAAUCCAAGGCAUGGAAGAAGUGCUUAAGAAGCUUGUGAUUCUAGUGGACACUCAUGCGUCUUCUGGCAGGCGCCCAUCCAAACCGCGCAAGCGACGUCAAUCGUACUGGACUGAGAUCCGGUCCAUGAUCAGUGAGCUGGCAACAAGUGUCCAAAAUCUCAAAGAAAAGGUGGAAGGCUCAGUCAUUGCUACGAGUCAGAACGGAAUUGCCGGGGCUGGUGACCACAACGCUACUCUGGAAGCUCGACUACCCACAUCAGCUCAAUCGCCACAUGAAAGGCUGCAAGUAGACCAGAACCCUUCAGACACUCAACAGGGGCCUCAAAAUGGUGAAUCGAUUGCGGUAGAUCCCAGCGCUAAGGCCGACCAUCAGACAAAGUCUACAUCACAGCUUAGCGAGUCGGCCACGGACGAGAAUCACGCGCACUUGACUAUUCCUGAUCAUUUUCGCGCCGGCCUUACCACUGCUGACCAAAGCGCCGAAGUUUCAUGGCCCAGAGAAGAUGCUGCAGCGAGUGUGGCAGUCCCACAUUGUUCACGCCCUCCCGUUACCUCUACUCCUUCUCAGCCCGACUACUCUACGCCCGCCCUUUCUCAAACUCCUCGCAAUUAUGACAUCACUAUCCCUCACCGCAAGGAGCACGGCGUCAUUGUGUUGAUGCCCUUAAACAUGGAUCAGUGUCGCGAUACGCCGUUUCUUUUCUCUCAGGCCGAGGCACUGGGGGCGCGCGAAACGGGAGUCUUUAAGUACGUACUACCCGACGAUUUUGAACCAGGUACACACGCUGUAUCUAGCAUUACGACGCGCAUAUCUAGUUUCGAGUCUCGUCUCGGGCCGGACAACAUCUUUCGUAUUUCGCGGACUGAGGAUCCCGGAACGUUGCAUAUCAGCAAUGCCACUUUCGCACCUAUGGAGCCCGACGAACUCGCCGAGAUGGUGGAACGUCGCCUUACCGAUCCUGAGGCGAUGAGCAAGAUACGAUACUGUACGGAUCUGCCGGCUCGGACUGCCGAAGAUCGGCGACUGCUGAGUUUACCGGCAGAGUCCCCCAUCUGGCCUCUGAAGGACAAUCUGUUGGAUCGCACCAAGUACAGCGUGCCCGGGCUCCAUUGGCCGUAUGGAUACGUAUCGAGUGAUGACGGAUCGCUCUUCGUCAUACAUCAUGAGGACGGGAACCUACCAUCUUUGAAUGCCCUACACUGUGGACGGGAGAAACUCUGGUAUGUGGUGGCUCGGAAAGAUGGCUCCCUCAUCGAAAACGAAGUGAAACAGGGGAAAUGUGCGCAGAAAGUACGUCACGCUUCCCGCUGGAUUCCGCGGUCCAAGCUCAAAGCCAUGGGUGCUUCCUUUGUCACCUUUGUCCAACGUACGCGAGAGGUGGUCGUGGUGUGGGGAGAUAGCUACCACCAAGGUGGUACCGUUGGCCCUACCGUUGCCGAGGCCGUCAACUAUGGCAGCCCCAACUGGAGCAUCGAAGGUUACUCCGCAUGUAGCCCAAAUUGCGACGGAUUCCCUAUUCCCAGUACCUUUUUGGAGUUCCGCGAUCCAAGUGAACCACAGCGCGAGCAAGAGGCUGAAAGUGCACCAGAAGCGCACGACUUACCGGUGUCUGGAAGACGUCAGCGUCAAGUUAGAAACGGUCCUAGUCAGGCCGGAGAAGCAGUGAAUAUAGGCCACUUAGUGGCUAGGAGCCUUCGGAAGAGGCGUAGAGACCAGUCACCCACGCGGAUGGCGAGUGGGAAAAGGUCUCGGAGUACGCAGAGUUCAGCCGACACGAUGAUGAUCGCUAAUCACAAUAUCUGGUAUGCUCCGAUCUCUCAAAUGGCGAAAGCCAUCUGCAGCAGAGCCGCCAUCAAGCAAUUUUUCGAGAUUGUCCGCGGUCGUCGGGAUCUUGAACCUACGGCGUUGCGAAUGUAUCCCGGGAAAGACGUGUCGCGAAGCCAUAAUCCGACUCAGAUGCUCCAGAAUGACAUAGCGGCUAUCAAUGUGUUCUCCAAAAAGGGCGCCUUUCACGACUUCCUUAUCCGACUAUAUCAAGCCCGUCUUGCUCAACAUGCCGAGGAGGUGAAGCGAAGCCGCGAAAAGGAAACUGGGCAAAGCCGCGAGAGGAUUCCGAAAGGCGGUAUUCAAAAGAUCCUUCAGGGUAGGGAAAUGGACCCACGUCAGUUCUACCACCAUCGAGAGAGGGGCGCGAAGUGGCGAACGUACUCCGAAAUGUUUCCCGGGAUUCUGGCCUUUCUCCUCUUUCAGACACAAGCAUUUGAGUUUUCUUCGACGGAUUGGGUCCUUCUCAAAGACACCGAUUUUGACUCUUUACGUCGUCACCUCGACACGAAACAGAUCUCUGCUCUCUGCUCUGCCGGGCAGAAGUUUGAGGCUUCACUCAACCUCACUGCGGACGACGUCGAGUUUGCUGGGGAGAGUGUGUCGCUGGAUAAGGUCUCAGUGGAAGAUCUAUUUUUCUAUUUGGAACCCGUUCCAACAAUCGACGAGAAUGAGUUCCUGGAGAAUGAGUACCCGAAUUGGCGGAGACCAAAGUAUUGGCCGGAGGACUAUCCUUGGCCGGUUGACCCUACAUAUAUCCCUCCCAGCGAAAGGCAGUGCGACUUAUGUGAUGAGAGCAAGUGCGACUGCGUCAAUCGUCGCCCUGAGAUACUGCCCCGUAUCCGAAUAUACCCGGACAAAGGUCGAGGUCUGCAAGCUGUUGCAAAGGAAGCCGGUCAUAUUGCCUAUCUCAAGGGUACACAUCUAGGGUAUUUGACAGGCAAAUUAGUGCCUCCCGAUACGUACAAAAACGGGAAGUGUUAUGCGAUGUUUAGGGAAGAUCUCGACGAGCACCCGGAGGUCGCCCAGAUCAACUGCGGUGAGAGAAGCAAUAUCUACGGUUAUAUGAAUCAUGACUGCGUACCAACAGCCAAACUCCAGGGUCAGAGGGUGUCAGGAAGGUAUCGGGUCUCCGUUGUCGCUACACGAGACGUUCGUGAUGCAGAAGAACUCACGAUCAAUUACGGCAAUGGGUUUUGGGGAGAAGGAAAACAGUGUCCCUGUCCAAAAUGUCAUGCACGUGCCAUAACUACGCCGGCGUAGUUAUGGCACGUGACACCUAAGGCUUACCGAUGAUUUACCGGAGCCCUUACUUCUAUUCUGUCACCAUAUUUGCAAGAAAGCUCUGGUCGAAAUGUAGGCCUGUUAGUCCAUAGAGAGUGCACUGUCUCAAUACUAUCACCGAGUACAAGGAUCUCUAUUGUGCUCUUCCCCGGAACGACAAAACUCGUGCCGAGUGCUCAGUGCUAUCGGCCCUGUCAACCAGACACCUGAUUGCGGUCGUGACGACUACAGGUUAGCAAGAGCUUAGAUUACGAGAG